UAGUGUAAUAUUGGGCAUUCUAGAUCACUCUCAGUCGCUUCGCUCCUUCGCUCGCUUCGCUCGCCGUGAUCCAGAAUGCCCAAUCGGUUUUACGUUCGAUAUCUAAUAAUUGUCUCUUCCGUUGACUUACUAAAUGAUCUUAUUCAUAUACAGGGUGCUUUUAACUUUACAUUACUUUGAAUAUGUAUUUAACUUUACUAUGAAACAGCUCUUUUAUUUUUCCUGAUUUCAGAGUUGGUUCCCAUAAUUAAAGUUAUACAAGUAUGACCUAUGUACAUUCACCUGCCAACGGGGUGACCACUAAUAAACAAGCAUUCUGUAUUUAACAUAACUAAAUACACUGGGUUACAUUACUGCCUUAUUUCCAACAGCAAAUAUAUGGUUAUAGGGCACCAUGAUGAUGCUAGUAUUAAAAAUAUACCAAAAUUACUCACCAAUAUAAAUUUUUAUUCACGCCGCAACACACAUCACAUAACACACAUUUUUUUUUUUUUUUUAUUUUUUUUAGGUAGGGGGAAAAUCCAUCAUGGACACCUGGGAAGUGAAGACCCAGGUAGUGCCGGACUCUUACCGGCUAAAAACCCCCUACCGAUAUUUGGGAGGUGCUUAGACUAUCAAACUAAGCCAGACCUCAGGAGUUUCGGGAGGUGCUUAGACUGUCAAACUAAACCAGACCUCAGGAUUUUCGGGAGGUGUUUAGACUGUCAAACUAAACCAGACCUCAGGAUUUUCGGGAGGUGCUUAGACUAUCAAACUAAGCCAGACCUCAGGAGUUUCGGAAGGUGCUUAGACUAUCAAACUAAGCCAGACCUCGGGAUUUUCGGGAGGUGCUUAGACUAUCAAACUAAGCCAGACCUCGGGAUUUUCGGGAGGUGUUUAGACUGUCAAACUAAACCAGACCUCAGGAUUUUCGGGAGGUGCUUAGACUAUCAAACUAAGCCAGACCUCAGGAGUUUCGGGAGGUGCUUAGACUAUCAAACUAAGCCAGACCUCGGGAUUUUCGGGAGGUGCUUAGACUAUCAAACUAAGCCAGACCUCAGGAGUUUCGGGAGGUGCUUAGACUAUCAAACUAAGCCAGACCUCGGGAUUUUCGGGAGGUGCUUAGACUAUCAAACUAAGCCGGACCUCAGGAGUCACCACAUGACGUGUCGCGGAUCGCGGUCAUAUGUUAAUUAACAACUUCACUGUGGUAUUCGUGGGUGGUUGUAGUGAACUCGCUCCACUAAAAGAUAAACUUUGUUAUAAUAUAUUUAUAAUCUACUUUAAAAUACGAUGAACCUGUAAUGCAAACAAUGCAAUAAACCUGUAUUUUUUAUAUAUAAAUUAAAGAUUUCUACAUUAAUUCUUAAUUUGAACAGUAUAGAAGCUAUUUAUUUUUAUUUGAAUUUAUAUAUUAAACUAAUCAUAGCAAAACUUUAGGAACAGGGAGAAAAGUAUGUACCUUCACGAGAAAGGUACCCAUUUCACUACCUAGACUAAAUAAAAAAUACAUCUAGUAGUUUUGUAUCAAUGUAAAAAGUAUUUUAACACAGAGAUAAACUGGAUUAUGAUAAUAAUAGCUUCACAUAGUAGCGCACUGACUGGAACAUUGCCCUGCAUUGCAAUAUAAUGUAGUGCUUGCAUUUUGUUGAUGUGCUAUUCUGGUCAGAAUUACAAUCUUGUUUCGGAAAUACAACGAAGUUUUUUAUGCAGCAAUUUGAAUCGUACAAUUUCAGAAGAGAUAAAUCAUACUAGUAGUAGAUACCUCGUUUUAUCUCAAAUAAACUAUUAUGCAUGUUAUAAGCUGUGGACAGUAAUCUCCGAAGGGGUACUCAGAGGUGACUCGCAAGCGACCCACCCGUUUUUUCGGUGUACAUUUGUAUACUCAAAUGAUAGGUCGCGAGCAGUAUCGCAGUUUUAGAAUGUGUACAAUGUACUUAGAGUACACAUCUCUAGGAUCUACAUGUGCACUGCAUUGUGCAGGUGUCCUCACGAUGUUUUCCUUCACCGUAGUACCACUUUUUAUCAGUGAACUUAAAUUCAUUAAUUGAAAAGAUUGAAUUUGGUUCGGGCGUGUGCCCGGAUUCGAACCACAACCUCUAGAAUGAGAGGCAUAGAGCUAAUCCGUUAUGCUACCAUAGGUCAAAUACACUGUACUGGCACAUAAUCAGAAAUAGGUAAGUACAUCAUUUUUAUUACAAACAUGAUUAUUUUAUAAAAUUAAUUAUAUCCAAUCACAAGCAAAUCCAAAUGAACUACUAGUGUUGACUAAAUAUCGUAUUACAAUUUAAAAGAAACUUAAUCAGAGUCAUCAUUUCAUUUCCCAUAAUUUUGGUAAAAUGCUAACUUGCAGUAUACAUGAUCAACUUUUCUUUGUGUGAGUGAAAAUAAUCAUAUCGAUCGAUUGAUUUAAAUUUGACGGAAAUCAAAAGAAAAAUUAUAUUUCAUCAGCGAAGUGCACAGUGAUCGGUGCUCGACGUCUUCCCUCUCCAUUACCUACCAGUUACGAGAAAAAAUGUACGUAAGUUAUAUUUUCAUAAUCUCUGAUUUUUACCAUUGACGCAAAAAGUGGGUGAUAUGUGUUUGAAACCGCUGUCUGUCUGUCACAUCGGUCAACAAAUUUUAGUACGUUUAUUUUUAUUCAAGUCAAGAAGUUCAAAAGUUUUUGAGACUUUUAGCGUUGAAUUUCGGGUUCUAACGUGGUUAGCCUAUUAUUAUGAUCUACCAAUAAGUACUCAAGAUUUGAUUGAAUGUAAACACGAUGUCUCUUCUUUAUUGCAGGUCUGACGGUGAGGGAUUUUAUUCUUCCGAGGAAGAACUGCCACGGCGUCGUCCCGUGAAGCCUGCAGCGCUGAGCGCCGCGCCGAGCACGUCUACUGCUCCCGCCCCAACUCCAUCCGGCUCAAGGAAGCGGAAGACUAAAGCUUCCGAAUCCGCUUCCGAAAGUAGAGCAGCAAUCAAUAAGGGCAAACAAAAAAUUGACCUGGCGACAUACAAUCGUCGCAAAGCAACUGUGGCGGCGCUGUUCGGUGGGUCGGAUGACGAGGCGGAGGCUGCAGCGGCACUGAACAACCCGAUUCAAGAGCUGGAGAGCAGCUUAACCCGAAAAGUUGGGGAUGGGUCGUUGCGGCGAACCGCAAAAUUAGACGGAAGCCUGUUCUGCGAACUUCGUGUUUACGAAGUUCGCGAUAUUAAAAACAUAUCCCCACGGGACCGGUGGACCAAAGCGUACACCAGUCUUAAGUAUCAAUUCGAUUAUGAUAGUCCGGAAUGGACUAACAUAAUUGAUUUUAUUCGGGUUGCGAAGACCCGAUUUACACAGGAGCCAAUAUACUAUCCGAAUAAGAAGUAAAUCUUAGUUGGAUAGUAUAUGUUUCAGAAAAUCGAAUUAAAGUUAAUCGUCUUUAAAAAUAAAAACUACAAAAUAUGUUUAAAUUAUUAAAUAUUGUUCGUUGCUAAUUUAUUUAAUUUAAAUAUUAAUUAAAUUUUACCUUACAUAUUUUACAGAUACCUAAUAUUUUUUAUCGAUGAUUAACUUUAUUUAGGCUUUCUGAAACCGGCACCUAACUAGGUUAUAGCGGUAUACCAAAUACCUUAUUUUUAACUACUUUAUCUUACUGAAAAUAUAUAAUAAAAUAUAAUAUAACUUAAUAAGUAAAGUGUUAAUUAUUGACUUAUUCAACAAUGGUUAACCCCAGUAAAAAUAUUUUCUGCUCAGUGUGCGAACAAUUAGUAAAAAGUAAAGCCUUUUCAGCUCACUUAAAAAGCAUAGCUCAUAAAAAUAAUACCCGAGUUGAAGCGGAGGAGUGUAUAGAAAAAAUUAAUUCAGCAUUUCGUUCACGAAUUGCUUCGUAUCGAGUGUACGAUUCCCGCAGAACCAAACAUCCCGCCCCCGUGCCCGCAGCCCGCCCCGGGCGUGCGCAAGCGCAGGUGUGUGCUCCUGAAAGCCACCCUGUAAUGCCGGCACCGUUUUUGCGUGUCAUCGCUGGUAAAGUUCAGCGACUAUUGAAUGCGGCUCUUGCUACGCAUCAAAGUGUUAAAAUUAACUUUGAACUAUUUGCAAAUUUUUAUCUACCUAAAAAUGAUACUUCCGAGGUUAAGUCUUUUGCCACUGAAAAUAGGUGCAUCCACAGCAAUUAUGAUUUCAAAACUAUAUUCAAUGAGAUGUGCGACGUAAUUCUAAAAAAAGUUGACGAGUUCCAGGAACGCGAUAGUGGGUGGUCAUUGCUUGAUACACUUUAUUUAGAGGUAAAUAUUAAUAAAUAUAUUCCUCUUCGUGCGUCUGGCUUUAUUGAUCUACCAAAAAGCAUAAAAAGUAAGAAAGCUUGCAUCAAUGUGAACAAUAAUGAUAGUUUUUGUUUUCUUUGGUGCAUAAUGGCAGCUCUUUUUCCGGCGAAAUGUAACGCAAACCGAACAAAAUCAUAUCCACAUUUUUGUACCGUUCUAAAUACGCAUGGAAUGACAUUUCCAGUCAGCUUUACCGACAUAAAAUUAUUUGAAAAAAAUAAUAAAAUUAGUGUCAACGUUUAUGGGUUAAAAAAAUGUAAUGUUGUUGGCCCGCUAUACAAGUCAAGUGCCCGCCAAGCGGUUCACGUAAAUCUUUUAUUGCUUGAAAAUAAGAAUACGUUACAUUAUUGUUUAAUAAAAGAUUUGAAUAAACUCUUACGUUCGCAAUUAACCAAACACCAUGGAAAAGUUUACUUUUGCGAUGAGUGUUUGAUAUGUUUUGAUUCCGAGGAACGAUUGACCUUGCAUAGUUGUGGAGGCGUCGCGACAGUUCUGCCGACUGAAGGCGCAAUACUCGAGUUUAAGCACUACGAACGCUUACAAAAAAUGCCUUUUGUUAUUUAUGCUGAUUUUGAAACUUUGUUGGAGCCGUGUUCAACAAUACCAGAUUCGAAUCAUACACAAAUUACUCACAAGCAUAUACCGAGUGCUUUUUCUUAUUACAUAACUUGUUCAUACGAUAAUAAUUUCAAUAAAUUAAUGUUUUAUCGCGGUAAAGAUUGUGUCGAUAUGUUUAUAAGUUUUCUUCAAAAUGAUAUAACAGAAAUUUAUAAAGUCCUCUCUAGACCUAUAGCACUUGUAAUGACUGACACGGAUCAAUUAAAUUUUGAUACGUCACAUCAAUGCUGUAUAUGUGAGAAACCGUUAGUAGAAGACCGAGUGAGGGAUCACUGUCACUUAACAGGUAAAAUUAAGGUUAUAGCAAGAAACAAGGAAAACUACAUAUCGUUUACUAAAAUAUUUCAAAUGACAGAUUCAGAAAAUAUUGCUAUUUCUCUAGUGAAUUAUAUUGCAACCAAAAAUCUUGGAAAUCCCAAAUAUGUAGUGAAAAUGGAAAUAUGUAAAAUUGUACAAACAUCAAACAUAGCUGAAGUGAAAACAGUAAUAAAAACACAAUAUUUGGUACAGGACAUAGUCGUUGAACAAUGA
Molecule: messenger RNA, 5415 nt
Organism: Plutella xylostella (diamondback moth)
Lineage: Eukaryota; Metazoa; Arthropoda; Insecta; Lepidoptera; Plutellidae
Source: RefSeq, a predicted model, not a curated record